GUCACGAGUGACUGCUGAUUUACCAGCGGGUUUAGUACAAGGCGUAGUGUUGUUUUCCUUGUGACAAUUUUGCAUGGUCAUCGUCAUAAAAUGGAAGCAACGGACAAGUCAUCCAAGCAAUCUUCUGGUAACGUGCCACCACUGCCAAGAUACUCCCGGGAUUCACUUGAAGUAUUCAACCCCUCCAAUGCCUACUCGAACCGACUCACUAACCCAGCAUUUCGUUCACCAAACCCCACCUGGAAAAGCUGGGUUGAUUCAAGUGCGAAAAAUGAACCCGUACCCAUCACCACCUCAUGGAUGGCCCUCAAGGACCCGGUCCCUACCCCACCACCCCUACAGCAAUCCCAGCAAGACGAGAAAAAACCGAAACAACAACAGUCGGGUGAGAUUGGGGUGGCAACAGAAAGAGCGGCUGAGUGGGGCCUGGUGCUAAAAACCGACGACGAGACAGGCAAGCCACAAGGGGUUAGCGUGAGAAGUUCGGGUGGGGAUGACCCGAAUGCAAAACCGGGUACAUCAAGAAGGGACUCGAACAACUCGGUGAGAAAUUCUAGCGAGUUAUCAGAUGACGGAGGGACUAGUAACAACAGUAAUAUCCCAAGACUGUCUGAAGACAUAAGAAAUGCACUGUCCACGUUUCAACAAACAUUUGUGGUAUCAGAUGCCACAAAACCGGACUAUCCAAUCUUGUAUGCAAGUGCUGGCUUCUUUAAAAUGACAGGUUAUACCUCUAAGGAGGUCAUUGGCAGGAAUUGUCGGUUCUUACAGGGUGCAGGCACCGACCCAGAAGAUGUAGCGAAAAUUAGGGAGGCUUUACGAGGAGAGGGUACUUACUGUGGGAGAUUGUUGAAUUACAAGAAAGAUGGUUCUCCCUUUUGGAACCUUCUUACUAUUGCACCCAUCAAGGACGAUUCUGGCAAAGUCCUCAAAUUCAUUGGAAUGCAAGUGGAAGUUAGCAAGCAUACUGAGGGGUCCAAGGAUAAGACCUUGCGUCCCAAUGGAUUGCCUGGAUCCUUGAUCCGAUAUGACGCACGUCAAAAAGAAAUGGCUACAAGUUCUGUAACAGAACUUGUUCAAGCAGUGAACAGACCUCGUGCACUCAGUGAAUCAACCAAUCGUCCGUUUAUGAGAAAAUCAGAAGGUGGUGGAGAAGAGGAAAGAAAAGGAGCUAUAGGAAGACGAAACUCGGAGAAUGUGGCUCCAAAUAGACGGAAUUCUCACGGGGGUACUCGAAACUCAAUGCAACGUAUCAGUGAGUUGCCGGAAAAGAAACCAAGAAAAUCUAGCCGCCUUUCUUUCAUGGGUCUCAUGAGAAAAAGUACUCAUUCCGAUGAUGAGAGCUUUGAUGUUGGAAUUACUCUCGAUGAUGAUUUUGAGAGUGAUGACGACGACGACGACGCAAGGCCUGAUAGCCUUGAUGACAAAGUGAGGAAGAAGGAAAUGAGAAAGGGUAUUGAUCUCGCCACCACUCUUGAACGUAUAGAGAAAAACUUUGUCAUUACUGAUCCAAGGCUGCCUGAUAAUCCCAUUAUAUUUGCCUCUGAUAGCUUCUUAGAGCUGACAGAGUACAGUCGUGAAGAAAUCUUGGGAAGAAAUUGCAGAUUCUUGCAAGGGCCUGAAACUGAUCCAGCGACUGUGAGGAAAAUAAGGGAAGCAAUUGAUAACCAGACAGAUGUCACCGUGCAGCUGCUUAACUAUACCAAGAGUGGUAAGAAGUUCUGGAACCUGUUCCAUCUGCAGCCUAUGCGUGACCAAAAGGGAGAAGUGCAGUAUUUUAUUGGAGUACAAUUGGAUGGCAGUGAGCAUGUUGAGCCACGUACCAAUAGUAUCCCAGAGGCAACAGCAAUAGAGAGUGAACAACUGGUGAAACAUACUGCAGAAAAUGUUGAUGACGCAGUGAGAGAACUUCCGGAUGCCAAUAUGAGACCAGAAGAUUUGUGGGCAAAUCAUUCAAAAGUGGUCUAUCCAAAGCCUCACAGAAAGGACAGCCCAUCAUGGAAAGCGAUUCAAAAGAUUCUAGAAAGUGGAGAACAAUUAGGCCUAAAGCAUUUUAGGCCAGUAAAGCCCUUGGGAUCCGGUGACACUGGCAGUGUGCAUUUGGUAGAAUUGUAUGGAACUGGUCAGUUUUUUGCCAUGAAGGCUAUGGACAAGGCUGCUAUGCUCAACCGCAAUAAGGUGCAUAGAGCUUGUGCAGAGAGAGAGAUUCUGGACAUGUUGGACCACCCUUUUCUUCCUGCGUUGUAUGCUUCAUUUCAGACGAAAACACAUAUCUGUCUGAUAACUGAUUACUGCCCUGGUGGCGAGCUCUUCCUGCUUUUGGACAGACAGCCAAUGAAGGUGCUGAAGGAAGAUGCUGUGAGAUUUUACGCUGCAGAGGUAGUCGUUGCAUUGGAGUACCUUCAUUGUCAAGGGAUAAUUUACAGGGACUUAAAGCCUGAGAAUGUUCUACUUCAGAGCAAUGGCCAUGUGACCUUGACAGAUUUUGAUCUAUCAUGUUUAACAUCCUGCAAACCCCAGCUCUUGAUUCCAAGUACAAAUGAAAAGAAAAGGCACCGUAAACAUCAGCAGGCUCCAGUCUUUUUGGCUGAACCAAUGAGAGCUUCAAAUUCUUUUGUUGGAACUGAAGAGUAUAUAGCUCCGGAAAUCAUAACUGGGGCAGGCCAUACCAGUGCCGUGGACUGGUGGGCUCUAGGAAUUCUGCUAUAUGAAAUGCUUUAUGGAUACACACCUUUCAGGGGAAAGACCAGGCAAAAGACAUUCGCCAACAUUCUUCACAAGGAUCUCAAAUUCCCUGGAAGUAUACCGGUUAGCCUCAACGCGAAGCAGUUAAUGUACCGUUUGCUGCAUAGGGACCCCAUAAACAGGUUGGGUUCGCGAGAAGGAGCGAAUGAUAUUAAACGGCAUCCAUUCUUCAAAGGUGUCAACUGGGCACUGGUUCGCUGCUUGAAUCCUCCUGAGCUCGAGGCACCAUUUUUGGAGUCUGGAGAAGAAAAGGAAGCCAAAGUUGUGGAUCCUGGAAUGCAGGAUCUGCAGACAAAUAUCUUCUGAAGAGCUGAGUUCAGGAGUAUUUUAACGCUUUGUACUCAGGAGAUGAAGAUGGUUGGCCCUGAAGACUGCCUCUGAUCUUUUUUUUUCUUUUUCUAUUCCCUUUAUCAAUGAAUGAUUUGAUUGCUUUUUUU
Populus euphratica (Euphrates poplar) is the source of this 3182-nucleotide messenger RNA. It is a transcript of the gene PHOT1, whose product is annotated as phototropin 1. Gene Ontology annotation, biological process: protein phosphorylation. Bases 91 to 3051 code for a protein of 986 amino acids. The transcript has 24 exons. NCBI's taxonomy places the organism in Eukaryota, Viridiplantae, Streptophyta, Magnoliopsida, Malpighiales, Salicaceae. The record is from RefSeq and is a predicted model, not a curated record. Gene Ontology annotation, molecular function: protein kinase activity; ATP binding.